Apaloderma vittatum (bar-tailed trogon) is the source of this 2369-nucleotide messenger RNA. RefSeq names its product histone deacetylase 9 (gene HDAC9). Gene Ontology annotation, cellular component: histone deacetylase complex. Gene Ontology annotation, molecular function: histone deacetylase activity. Gene Ontology annotation, biological process: chromatin organization. The coding region runs from base 1 to 1869 and encodes 622 amino acids. The transcript has 11 exons. The record is from RefSeq and is a predicted model, not a curated record. NCBI's taxonomy places the organism in Eukaryota, Metazoa, Chordata, Aves, Trogoniformes, Trogonidae.
AUGCUGCAGACCAUUUAUGAGAGUGAAUCGUGUUUUUCCUCAGAUGGGGUUUCUGGACGUGAACAGCUCUUGGCUCAGCAACGAAUGCACAGUAUGAUCAGCUCAGUGGAUGUGAAGUCGGAGGUUCCCGUGGGAUUGGAGCCUAUCUCGCCGUUAGACUUGCGAACUGAUCUCAGGAUGAUGGUUCCCAUGGUGGACCCGAUUAUGCGUGAAAAGCAGCUACAGCAGGAACUACUUCUGAUCCAGCAGCAGCAGCAAAUUCAGAAACAACUGCUGAUUGCAGAAUUUCAGAAGCAGCAUGAAAACCUGACCCGCCAGCAUCAGGCCCAGCUGCAGGAGCACAUAAAGUUACAACAGGAACUCCUAGCCAUUAAACAACAGCAAGAACUCCUUGAAAAAGAGCAGAAACUGGAGCAGCAGAGACAAGAGCAGGAACUGGAGAGGCAUCGCAGGGAACAACAGCUUCCUCCCCUCCGAGGCAAAGAAAGAGGCCGAGAAAGGGCAGUGGCCAGUACAGAAGUGAAGCAGAAACUUCAAGAGUUCCUGUUGAGUAAAUCGGCAACAAAAGACUCUCCAGCAAACGGGAAGAAUCAUUCCAUGAACCGCCACCCCAAGCUCUGGUACACGGCUGCCCACCAUACCUCACUGGAUCAAAGCUCUCCACCCCUGAGCGGGGCCUCGCCACCCUACAAAUACACUUUACCAGGAGCGCAGGAUGCCAAGGAUGAUUUUCCACUUCGUAAAACGGCUUCAGAGCCCAAUUUGAAGGUACGUUCAAGGUUAAAACAAAAGGUGACAGAGAGGAGAAGCAGUCCUUUGCUCAGAAGGAAGGAUGGAAGUGUCAGUUCAUUCAAGAAGCGACUCUUUGAGGUGACAGAAUCCUCAGUCAGUAGCAGCUCCCCUGGAUCAGGUCCCAGUUCCCCAAGCAAUGGUCUGACGAGCAGUAUAACAGAAAAUGAAACCUCAGUUUUGCCAUCUAAUAUUCAAGCCGAGCAUCUGGUUCCACAGCAGCGCCUUUUGAUACAGGAGGAAUCAGUGAACUUGCUGAGUCUGUACACAUCCCCUUCUCUCCCCAACAUUACUUUGGGACUUCCAGCAGUACAGCCUCAAAUCAGUGCUUCGUCGUCAUUCAAAGAAAAGCAGAAGGGGGAGACCCAGUCGCUCAGACAAGGACUGGCCUUGGCUGGACAGUAUGGGGGGAACAUUCCUCCGUCCUCAGCUCAUCCCCACGUUGCUUUGGAGGGGAAGCCAAACAGCAGCCACCAAGCCCUCUUGCAGCAUCUGUUACUGAAAGAACAAAUGAGACAGCAAAAACUUCUUGUGACUGGAGCGGUUCCUCUUCAUCCGCAGUCUCCUUUAGCAGCAAAGGAGAGAGUCUCACCUGGCAUGAGAGCUGCCCACAAACUGCCUCGUCACAGGCCACUGAACAGAACCCAGUCAGCUCCUCUUCCUCAGAGUACUUUGGCCCAGCUGGUCAUCCAGCAGCAGCAUCAGCAAUUUUUGGAGAAGCAGAAGCAGUACCAGCAGCAGAUCCACAUGAAUAAGAUGCUCUCUAAGUCCAUUGAGCAGCUCAAGCAGCCCGACAGUCACCUGGAGGAAGCUGAAGAAGAGCUUCAGGGCGAUCACUCGAUGCAGGAAGAGCGAGCCCCAUCCAGCAGUGCCAGCGUUCGGGCCGAGAGCAGCGGCGGCGCCGGUGCGGAUGACAGAAUAGGACAGCAGGUGGGGGCUGUGAAAGUCAAAGAGGAGCCACCGGACAGUGAUGAGGAUGUUCAAACCCAGCAAAUGGAAUCUGGGGAGCAAGCUGCUUUUAUGCAACAGGUAAUAGGCAAAGAUUUAGCUCCAGGAUUUGUAAUUAAGGUUAUUAUCUGAGCAUCACAUGCAUUUUCUAGGCUUUGGUAAGCAAUUAUGUUUUGAUUCAGUGAUCUAGCAAAUCCUGAUUUACCAUUCAAAGAAGCUGUCAAAGGCAGAAGCAUUGUAUGCACACUUGAAAACAUAGCAAAGCUCAUCCUUGUGGCCACUAACUGCGAAAAUACCUGUUGUAGGUGACUAUUGUACAUAAAUCUUUGCGUAAUAGCUGAUAGACUUUAUAUUAGCUCAGGAUUACAUUACAUCGCUUAGUUCUAGUCAAAGAGAACUCGUAUCACCUAGCUUGUUGAGAUCAGCCAUUGCUGGAAUUAGUUUCCAGACCUGAUUGAUGAAACAUUCUUCUCUGAUUUUGAAUCCUCUGACUUACGCUUUCAGCUGUCUGUAUAUACUGUAUCAUACUGUAGUCUUGAACACUGUUAACAUUAGGGUAUUUUUUUUUCCCCUGUAGACAGGUACUGACUGCUCUAUCAGCAGUCCCAGGCUGGUGUAUAAAGUAUGAUUUA